Agelaius phoeniceus (red-winged blackbird) is the source of this 2565-nucleotide messenger RNA. The record is from RefSeq and is a predicted model, not a curated record. NCBI's taxonomy places the organism in Eukaryota, Metazoa, Chordata, Aves, Passeriformes, Icteridae.
CUGCAUCCGAAAGGAGGAAGAUGGGGCUCCUUUUUCUUCUAAUAAUUUGCCAGUGUGCCAUAAACAGCAUCAAAACACACAGUGUUUCAAAGCCCAAUAUAAUUUUACUGAUGGCUGAUGAUCUUGGUAUUGGAGACCUGGGAUGUUACGGGAACAGAACCUUAAGAACCCCUAAUAUUGACAGGCUAGCAGAGGAAGGAGUGACACUUACUCAGCAUAUAGCAGCAUCCCCACUUUGUACUCCAAGCAGGGCAGCUUUCCUGACAGGGAGAUAUCCUAUAAGAUCAGGAAUGGCUGCCUUCUCACGAGUUGGUGUCUUCUUAUUUUCUGCCUCUUCUGGGGGACUUUCUUCUGAAGAAAUAACUUUUUCCAAACUCCUGAAGCAGAAAGGUUAUGCAACAGCUCUAAUAGGAAAGUGGCAUCUUGGGAUGAACUGUGAAAGCAAUAAUGACUUCUGUCACCACCCCCUCAGUCAUGGAUUUGAUUACUUUUAUGGCCUUCCCGUGACCAAUUUUAGAGACUGCAAACCUGGCCAAGGCAGUGUAUUUUUAAAAGGUGUUCAGAAAGACCUUGUCAUCCCAGUCCAAAUCACUGGAAUCGCCCUUGUGUCUUUGGCAGUAGUGCAGUACAUUGGCCUUCUCAAAGUACCCUUCCAAGCUCUGAGUUACUUCUUGUUAAUAAUCACAAUUUCACUUGUGGUUUUGAUUUUUUUCUUCUAUCAAUUUCGACAACUAAACUGCUUUUUAAUGAGGGACCAUCAGAUUAUCCAGCAGCCACUGUCCUAUGAGAACCUUACUCAGAGACUGACAAAAGAAGCCAUGAAGUUUAUUGAAAGGAACACUGAUACACCAUUUCUUCUUUUCCUGUCUUAUCUUCAUGUCCAUACUGCUCUAUAUGCUUCAGAAAAUUUCCAAGGAAAGAGCAAGCAUGGUUUAUAUGGUGAUGCAGUGGAGGAAAUGGACUGGAGUGUAGGGCAAGUUCUGGAUGUGCUGGAGAAGCAUAAUCUGAAUGACAAAACUCUUGUAUACUUUACAUCUGACCAAGGGGCUCAUGUUGAAGAAAUCUCCAGUGCUGGAGAAGUCCAUGGAGGAUACAAUGGCAUAUAUAAAGGUGGAAAAUCAACAAACUGGGAAGGAGGCAUUCGUGUGCCAGGUCUUCUCCGUUGGCCCGGCGUGGUGCUGGCUGGUGCCUAUAUUGAUGAGCCAACCAGUAACAUGGAUAUAUUUCCUACCAUUGUUAAACUUGCAGAUGCACAGCUACCCUCUGACAGGAUUAUUGAUGGACAUGAUCUGCUACCUUUACUUCAAGGAGAAGUUACUCAAUCUAAGCAUGAAUUUCUCUUCCAUUACUGCAAUGCAUAUUUAAAUGCAGUACGCUGGCAUCCAGGAAACAGUGAAUCUAUCUGGAAGGUCUUCUUCUUCACUCCCAACUUCAGUCCUGAGGACUCCAAUGGUUGCUAUGAUUCUCACGUUUGCUUCUGCCAUGGAGGAUUCAUUACACGACAUGAUCCUCCACUGCUCUUCGAUCUGUCCAGAGACCCUGAAGAGAGAGUGCCACUGACUCCAGAAACUGAGAGCCGUUUCUAUGAAAUCAUCAGGGUCAUACAACAAGCAGUAGACAACCACACCAAAUCCCUGCAUGCUGUUCCUAACCAGCUGUCAUGGGACAACCUUCUCUGGAAGCCAUGGCUCCAGCUCUGCUGCUCAUCUCUCUUUCAGUCUUGUUACUGUGACUAUGAAUCAGGAGGGGGUUCGCUGCAGGUGCAUUUGGGAUAAAUAAGCUGCAAUUCCCUUUCAGAAACUGGACCAGCUGAGUGUGCAAGAAUUCUUUGUUCUGCUAGGCACAACAGCUGUUCUGUGCUGCUUGAUCAAAUAUCAAAAAUGAUGACUUUUCUACUGCUCUGAUUUCUUCUUGCCUGAAUAUGAUGUUUCUCUCAUACCCCCCUUGGCUUUUGAUGCCAUCUUUCUAAUCUCCUUUCUUAAAACAUCCACACCCCUGAAAUAUUUUUCCAUCUAUUUCUUUACCACUCAGUCCUUCUGUUUGCUUGUCAUAUUGAUUGUAAUGGCUAUGUUGCCUUAAUCAAUCAGAAAAUUUAAAGUUGUCUUUGUCAUAAAAUUUGACUCGUAAGGCUCCUUGACUCUGCUAACCUCCUGGUUAUUUAAGAUCCAACAGGAAUGAACUUUGCAUUAUGAAAUAUAAGGAAUAAAAACAUACCUGAGAUGUUGUUUAAUAUAAAUAAUAUAAAAUAUUUCUUGUUUGUGGCACAAACUUAAUAUUUUACAAAAUAUAAUUUAGUACAAUGUUUAAUACUUUGACAUAAGCAAUAAAAUCUGAAAUCCAUUCUUAAAAUUAUUCCUUCAAGAAAGAUUCUGUGAAGAACAGGGAAGUAUUUUUCGUAUUCUUUGUUAAUACCAUUUCAUUUAAUACCUAAAAUAAACCUUCCUUGUAUUGCAAAUGUAUUAUAUUUUUCAGUACUAUACCUUCUGUUCUGGAGAUGGCGUGUCAGAUCAGGGUAAUUAAAGUAGUCUUGUUUAUCUGCAAAAUAAAAUGUGAAGGACAAUAUAA